AGGGAAAAAAGAUUGUCCAGAAGUUGCCAAUUGCACUGCAGACCGUCGCGGGGCUGGCUCGGCUGAGCUGGAAGCCAAAAGCAGAGGAUCCCCUUGAAACAGGCGAGAGGGCAAGGAGAGCAGAAGUGAAAUCUGAAACCCAGAAAGAGCUCCGGACAGCCUUUCUUCCUUCUGAAAGUCAGGAUUUGGUACCCUUUGGAAGCGCUGCAUGGCCUUAAGAUAAAGGAGCUUUGGAAGACGAAAGCAAAGGAGCCCAUCUUCCCCUUCCCCCUUGGGCCGGCUGGAUAUAGUGAUGGCUCUUCCAGAGCAGAAACUUUUUCUCCGGAGUUUGCCAUGCCUCCUCCUUGCAGCCGUGAUGGUCACCUGCGACGGGCAAGGUGGGAAGAGGGAGAAUGGAGGGGCUGCCUGUUAUGGAGACUUCGAUUUGUACUUCGUUUUAGACAAAUCAGGAAGUGUCCUACACCACUGGAGUGAAAUCUAUUACUUUGUGGAACAUCUGGCUCACAAAUUUAUAAGCCCCCAGCUGAGGAUGUCUUUUAUCGUUUUCUCAACUAGAGGCAAAAUCCUAAUGGAGCUGACGGAAGAUCGGGAACGAAUCCGUCAAGGCUUAGACGAACUUCAGAAGGUCUUGCCUGGAGGAGACACGUACAUGCAUGAAGGAUUCGAAAGGGCAAGUGAGCAAAUUUACCAUGAAAAUGUUCAAGGUUAUAGGACUGCCAGUGUCAUUAUUGCCCUGACAGAUGGAGAACUACAUGAGGACCUUUUCUUCUAUGCAGAACGAGAGGCUAACCGGUCCCGUGACCUGGGAGCGACAGUGUACUGUGUCGGUGUGAAAGAUUUCAAUGAAACUCAGUUGGCUCGAAUCGCUGACAGCAAGGAUCACGUCUUCCCCGUGAAUGAUGGUUUUGAAGCUCUCCAGGGAAUCAUAGACUCUAUUCUGAAGAAAUCUUGCAUUGAAAUCCUUGCUGCAAAACCUUCCAGUAUUUGUGCAGGCGAGUCCUUCCAAGUUGUGGUGACAGGAAAUGGCUUCCGACAUGCCCGUAACGUGGAUCGAGUCCUCUGCAGCUUCAGAAUCAAUGAGACGGUCACGCUCA
Python bivittatus (Burmese python) is the source of this 1094-nucleotide messenger RNA. The record is from RefSeq and is a predicted model, not a curated record. Lineage: Eukaryota; Metazoa; Chordata; Lepidosauria; Squamata; Pythonidae.